This is a messenger RNA of Biomphalaria glabrata, 627 nucleotides long. RefSeq lists its product as uncharacterized. The record is from RefSeq and is a predicted model, not a curated record. The transcript has a single exon. NCBI's taxonomy places the organism in Eukaryota, Metazoa, Mollusca, Gastropoda, Planorbidae. The coding region runs from base 1 to 627 and encodes 208 amino acids.
AUGGCGCCCCUGUCGUUUAAGAGCACCCUUCUCUCAUGGCGCCCCUAUCUUUUACCAGCACCCUUCUCUCAUGGCGCCUAUGUCAUUUACCAGCAACCUUCUCUCAUGGCGCCCCUGUCGUUUACAAGCACCCUUCUCUCAUGGCGCCCCUGUCGUUUACCAGCAUCCUUCUCUCAUGGCGCCCCUGUCGUUUACCAACACCCUACUCUCAAGACGCCCCUGUCGUUUAAGAGCAACCUUCUCUCAUGGCGCCCCUAUCUUUUAACAGCACCCUUCUCUCAUGGCGCCCCUGUCGUCUACAAGCACCCUUCUCCCAAGUCGCUCCUGUCGUUUACCAGCACCCAACUCUCAUGGGGCCCUGUUCUAUACCAGCACCCUUCUCUCAUGGGGCCCUGUUCUAUACCAGCACCCUUCUCUCAUGGGGCCCUGUUCUAUACCAGCACCCUUCUCUCAUGGGGCCCUGUUCUAUACCAGCACCCUUCUCUCAUGGGGCCCUGUUCUAUACCAGCACCCUUCUCUCAUGUCGCCCCUGUCUUAUACCAGCACCCUUCUCAUGGUGCCCCUGUCAUUUACCAGCAUUCUUCUCUCAUGAUGCCCCUGUCAUUUACCAGCAUUCUUCUCUCAUGA